This is a messenger RNA of Paramecium sonneborni, 1223 nucleotides long. The record is from the annotation of a GenBank genome assembly. Lineage: Eukaryota; Ciliophora; Oligohymenophorea; Peniculida; Parameciidae.
AAUUAAUGGUAGAAGCACCAACACUUUUUUCAAAUCCAAUAAAGACUUUGUAUUUGUUUACUAUUGUGCUCUUUAACUAUGGAAAAGAUGCAGUCAAAUAUUUGAGUAAAUUUUGGCACAUAAUUGGAUUCUUGUUAAUAGUGAUCAUACUCCCUAGAUUUGUAGAGGGAGAACACUCUGAAGUACAAUCUAAAUAUCAAAUUCCUUUAGUUGGUAAGACAAGCCGAUGAGAUUGCAUAUUUUAUGUUGUAUUGGCUUGUUUUAGGAAUAAUGUCAUCAGUAGGUUUAGGAACUGGUUUGCACACUUUUGUUUUGUAUUUGGGUCCUCACAUAGCUAAGACAACCAUUUAAGCUUAUGAAUGUAAUGCAAUCCCCUUAUUUGUUCCAUCUAAGUAUGCCACGUAAUAUGUGGAAUGUCCAAAAGAGGCUACAGGAAUUACAAUGUUUGAUAUUAUAAGAUAGGUAUAUUUUGAGACAGUACUCUUUGGUAUUGGAACUGCUAUUGGUGAAUUACCUCCUUAUUUUGUUGCUAGAGCAGCUGCUUUAGCUAAUAAAAAAUUAGAAGAAUUAGAAGAAGUCUUAGAUAAAAAAGAUGAAAGUAUUUAUUUAAAUAAACAUAGAUUCUUUUAUGUAGAAAAUGAAAUUACUCAUUUACAACAAGUUAUAGAAAAAUGCAUUUCUUACUGUUAUGUUGUGUGCUUCCAUUCCUAAUCCAUUAUUUGAUCUUGCAGGUAUUACUUGUGGUCAUUUUCUUAUUUCUUUCUGGACUUUCUUUGGAGCAACUGUCUUGGGUAAGGCUUUCAUUAAAAUGCAUAUUCAAGUAUUUUAUCAUAUUUAUAUAAUUAGUUACCUAUGACUGUAUUUGUUUUCUCUUAAGAACCUGUCAAAGCUUUACUAAGCUUAAUCUAAAAAUAUAUACCCUUUAUAUAUUAAUUUUUAAGUGAUUUACUUGAUAAGUAAAGAAAAUAACUCAGAGAUCCUUCUCUUUUCAAAGAGGGAACCAAACCAUUAUUAGCUUAAUUGUGGGAUUACUUCAUUUUUCUUAUGAUAGGUUUCUUUAUGAUUUCCAUUGUCAAUAGUUUAGUAGCUUAGUAUGUUACUGAACAAGAGCAUGAGAAAAAAAAUUAAAAAUAACAUCAUCAUCACAGUUAAAAACAUCAUUCAGGUGAUCAUAAGACCAGUAAAAAAGCAAAGGGUUCUUGAAAAUGACUAUUAAAAGGAGA